AUGAAGGUUUGCCUCGCCAACAUCCUGAUCUAUUUGUCGCCUCUGGCUUGCAAGGCAAUCUUAGCGACUCCUGCGGGGCUCGGUGAACACGAUGCAGCGAGCAACGUAGGUCGCUUUCGUGAUCCUCACAGCAAUUCCGGAGCUUCGGGCGGCAACUUUGCCAUCUUCGAGUCGUCCCAUGCAGGCGAAAUAGUAGCUGGAUCGUCUUCCGGUUCCCUGGAAGGCCACCCAUCGAGCGCUAUGCAGGCUUCAGAUUCUGCAGCUCGGCCCGAGGAGAUCUCGUCAGCGCCUCCGCGGGAGUUGGACCAGGAGGACUUCGACUUUCUUGACUCCUUCGCCCACGACCUGGAUUCUGUCGGCAAAGAACAUACCUCCUCGGAGACUCGUGUUGGACUUCCAGCCCCUCCCACCACGUUCGAGUCACAGACCGCUGUGGUUUGGAAGCCGCUUGCGCACUGGAACGAGCAUCCUCCGGCAAUGAUGGACCCGAGAUCGAUCGAUUCUAGGGUCAUCAAGAAUGCCGGAAUCCGAGACUGGAUUGGCUGGCCAGGCCCCAAACUGCUUCCCCAACUAGGACUGUGGAGGCCCUUAGGCGAGCAUGGUGUCAGCGGUAUUCUCUCUUUUGAGGAGAGCGAGGAGCCGCGCGACCGCAUCAACGCGGCCCUUUUCGCGAAUAAGCUCAAGUGGGUGGAUUACGACAAAGUCUGGACCAGACUUCCUAGACGGUGGCAUAACAGAAUGCCAAUCCAUCGCCUCAACCAACGACUGCCGUUCGUCUACUCCAGGCCUUCCGACGGGAAGCAGCUGAGGGUGUAUAUGAUCGAAAGCAAUCUGCAGAGGAAGGCAAGUAGCGUGCUCCACGGGACUCCUCUCGAAAGCGCACCUCUGUACACGUUUUGGAGCAUUCCACAACACGCCUCAGGCAAAGUCGACGUGUCGCUUCUCGGAGUGGGCUAUCUGAAUCUUGCAGAUAACGAGGCGGUAGACGAACGAGUGCGUGCCGUGCUCGAUGUCGCACAACAUUUUCCUCACAUCCCGAUGUAG
Molecule: messenger RNA, 1044 nt
Organism: Kalmanozyma brasiliensis GHG001
Lineage: Eukaryota; Fungi; Basidiomycota; Ustilaginomycetes; Ustilaginales
Exons: 1
Coding region: 1-1044 (347 amino acids)
Source: RefSeq, a predicted model, not a curated record